This is a messenger RNA of Petromyzon marinus (sea lamprey), 2434 nucleotides long. RefSeq lists its product as uncharacterized. The record is from RefSeq and is a predicted model, not a curated record. Lineage: Eukaryota; Metazoa; Chordata; Hyperoartia; Petromyzontiformes; Petromyzontidae.
UGAGAAAACAGGCGAAUUUGUGUCUGCAUUUUUACCCUUUACAUCGCUCUACUCUACUAACACGGGUCACGCACAACAACAACACAAACGAGAGAAGAAGAGAACUCGAAUGAGCCGUGGCGCGGUACUGAAUCCCAGUGGGCGAUGGGACGGGUGGGAUAGAGAGAGGGGUGGGUGGUGUUGUUGCUGCGUGUGCGCCACUGCCAGCGCAGUGCCCCUGUGUGCCGUGCGUCUCACGCAGUCCGUGCCCUGCUGCCCUCGUCUUGCAGAGCCCUCGGACGAAGAGAUCGUGAACAAGUGCGGCUUUUCUCUCCAGGCGAUCCACGAAUGCAAAAACACGAAGUGCCUCGCAGCCUCACAAUUUUGCCAGACGAGGACCGAGCAGGAAAGCGCCGAUUCAGAGUGCCAGAUGCGACUCUGUAUGGAGGCCAAGACGGAGUGCGAGGCGCCACUCAACAAGAACCUCUCUGGUGCUGAAGUGUGCGAGGGGGACGGCUUUGACCGCACCGACCUGGACUGCCUCCUUCUGCACAGGAAGUCGAUGGCGGAGCUGACCGAUUGCAAGGCUCAGGGCUACUUGAAGGUCAAGCGCGAGUGUUUCAACAGGGUGUGGUCGAACAUCGUCCGCACUCAGGCUGAAGCCCUGCUGAAGCGGCCGCAUGUCUCCGACGACCUUGUGGAAUGCGCGCUCAGCAGCUGCUUCAACAACACGGAAUGCUUCCACAACUACCACCACGAGCUCGCUCAGAACCCCGCGUCUCACCGGGUGUUCAACCUCACGCUGUGCGCAUUCGUCUCCACCGACUACCCACUUGAGUGCGACCACCGCAACUGUACCCUGGACAUCGCCGCCUGCAAGCACCUGGACACGGCGAGCAUGCCGACUGGAGCUGUGGUUGCAGUGGUGCUGGUCGUUCUGGUGGUUCCGGUGGUACUGGUUCUGUUCAUCCUCUACUUGCGAAGACGGAGGCGGGGAGCGAGCCAGGGGGGGUACAGCAGCACCAGAUCGGCCUAGGUGCAGGGCUGUGGGGAGAGAAACUCGAGGUCAAGGAGCUGCUGCUCUUCCUUCUCUCCUACGGAUUCUACCCUGAGAGCAGCUCGGGACAUUCGGUGCUUCCCCUGCACUUCCAGUGACAUCACCGAGAAACAUGGCUUCAGAAACAACCUCACCGAGCUCCACACCUUCAGAAGCAACCUCACUGAGCCCCACACCUUCAGAAGCAACCUCACUGAGCCCCACACCUUCAGAAGCAACCUCACCGAGCGCAGCACCUUCAGAAGCAACCUCACUGAGCCCAACACCUUCAGGAGGAGGCUGGAGCUGGGAUAAGUUCCCGUGGUGUUGAUGUCUCUCUGAGUCACCAUCCCAGCCACUCGCCUCGGCUGGCAGCUCGCUGUGCCUCCUCCCACUGCGGUUGAAUGUUGGUGUUGUUUAAAUUUAACUUAUUUUCAAAGUUUUGUUAUCAUUCAGUCUUUAGUUUUAGGCUCGAGUUUAACUAUUUUAGUUGUUAACUUUAGGUUAAAGCACCGGCGUAUGUUGUAUUUAUUGUCUUAAAAUUUUACAUUUUCAUAUUAUUCAGUAAGCGUUCCUCAAAUUUACUAAUUUGUAUUUAAUAAGAAGUCUGAGUUAGAAUGUUGCCAUCCUCACACGACAGCACUCAUUGCUGUUGGUAUUACUGAGCCAGUGUUGUAAAUUCCACAGUAACAGGUCAUGGAACACUUUCUCAAUAUCACAACCGCGACUGACUUCCUACAAACCAAUUGUACAAACCCCAAUGGGAAUAUAGUUUCGUUCAGUUCCUGCCCGAUCAGGAUUUCAACUUGCGACCCGUCAUGGUGAGUUGAACUCUCAAACCAUGAUGCCAUCGGAUGCCUCCAUGUCUGACAUCGGAACCAUCAUCACCACCGGUCCCUUAACCGUGGCACUGUGGGGGCUCCAGUGAUGCUUUGGCGUUCAACUCUCUCCACCUCUCGCGGUCAACUUCUGUGACUGACCACCUAAGGGUCAUGUCACCUCCACGCGAAGUUAUUCACCCGAACAAUGGGCAGUGCGUGGCAGUCGUUGGAAGCACCGCAUCUCUAAAAUGAUUCCAAGACUCAGCUAUAGAAUGUAGAUUUUUACCGUUCAUGCAAUGGACAACAGUAAUAUCUAAAUCAUUAUAUCAACAGAAUUAUGUUUCAAAUACAAUUACAAGCAAACUGAGGCCAUUGUGGUAAUGUGAGCCGGCACAGGAAGCAGCAGGAUCUGAUUGUAAAAUUAGAUCUCAAUUCACCACACGUGGCAUCUCGUGGCACAAGGCUCAUUGUCUCAGACCAUUGCACUUCUGAUUAAAUACUUCUUGAUUUAAAGCUUUCGUGACUGCAGUAAUUCAUAUUCUUAGUUCUUUCGGUAAAGUCACGUUGAAGGGAAACAAUAAAAUAAUAAUAUAUAUAA